Messenger RNA from Prorocentrum cordatum, 1386 nucleotides. NCBI's taxonomy places the organism in Eukaryota, Dinophyceae, Prorocentrales, Prorocentraceae. The record is from the annotation of a GenBank genome assembly.
AUGUCCGACGGCUGGGGCGACAGGUACCAGCAGCGCUUCGGAGCGGAUCCCGUCUUCCCUGGUGCGGAUCCCGUCUUCCCUGGUGCGGAUCCCGUCGACCCUGGUGCGGAUCCCGUGCACGACCCUGGUGCGGAUCCCGUCCACGACCCUGGUGCGGAUCCCGUCGGCGCGAUCAUCCCUGCGUGCCAUGCGCUGCUCCCCGUUCACGCAGACGUCGUUGUCGACCACCAGAUGUUCGGAGCAUUGUUCGAUGCGGCGGUUUCCACAGACUUCCAGUCGGACGAAUUGUGCGCCCGAGCGGAACGGAUACUUUCUCAGCAGGGGGUCUCGAGCACCAAGGCCAUGCUGCAUGGCAUCAACUUGUCGCACCACUCACACGCAUGGACAGUGAAGGAACGCCUCGCAGAGCUUACUCUCAUGAUGGACAGGUGGCUCAGAGGCCAACUCGAGAUGAAGCUCACCACUAUUCCAGACGUUAACCUGGUGAUGUACGCGAUGUUCGAGGCCUACGACGAGACGCCGUUGAAGACUGGAGCCGUGCAAAGUGAGGAUGCAGUGCUGCUACCGCUGCACAGCUACAUGGAGUCGAUCGAGGACGUAGGCGGAGCGGGUGGAGACGGCGACGGCAUCGACGGUUAUGGCCAGAUCAGGGCUUCCAGGCCCCACAUCCGCGUGAAGGACACGCAGGUUUCCAAGAUAUUCCAGGUCACGCGAUGGGCAUCAAUGUUGAUCAGAAUCGGUCCGACAUAUUAUCUGUUCAGGGUGAAGACGCUGAACUCGCUAUCGAACCUUGAGAGCACCACCUCGAACGUCAUCAACAAAGCGCUUGGCUCCGUCGAGCACCUGAGCAUGGCCCCAACCAAGUUCAAGCACAAGAUCAGGGUUGCCAUGUCGGUCUCGACGUGCAACAAGCGUUCUUGCCAGAUCGUCGACUUGUUCUUCACUUUCGGCAUUCGUUUUUCUCUGAGCCUGCAAGCCGCUGGUGCCAUGGCGCAGUUCAGGCAGGCCAUCGUUGAAGCGUUGAUUGAUCACGCCGAUGUCCGACGGGGCGCGUCUUCGCAAGAGGCAGCGGCAUAUCGGAAAGCAGUGGUUCAGAGCUACCUUGGAAAGGGUAAGGGGGCGCGGGCGCGAUGGGCGACGCUCGAGUGCACUCUCAGGGGGGAUUGGCAGAACCAUAACCACAUCGAGAUCUAUGUGGGCUGGGACGAAACCAACUCAGUCAAACACGUCAUCGAGAAGCUGUCCUGGGAUAUCUUGUUCGCUAUUGCCCCCAGAGCCCUUCGAGUGUUCAACAGGAAAAGCUGGACUGGCUUGUCAGAGGCGCUCGCGGACAUUUGCUUCCUAGACGCAGUGCGCGGCAUCUGUUCGAAGGCGUACAUCAAAUGA